Arctia plantaginis is the source of this 738-nucleotide messenger RNA. The record is from the annotation of a GenBank genome assembly. Lineage: Eukaryota; Metazoa; Arthropoda; Insecta; Lepidoptera; Erebidae.
AUGGCUGGAGAAGUGGUAGUGGAUGCCUUACCGUAUAUUGACCAGGGAUAUGAUGACCCGGGAGUUAGAGAAGCCGCGCUGGCUAUGGUAGAAGAAGAAUGUAGGCGAUAUAGACCGACGAAGAACUACCUUGAAAAUGCUGGCCCCGAACCUAGUACAGCGUUUGAAACUCCAGCAUUACAAAGGGAGAUGGAAAGAGUGCAACAAAGACUGCCAAUGGAACCAUUGUCUAUGAAACGUUACGAACUACCUCCACCACCAGCUGGUCGUCUCGGCGAGCCCACGGCUUGGACAGAAGCUGUAGACAACUCACAUGCUCAGCUCUCCCACCAAGCUAUCAGAGUGUUAAACUUGGAAUUACAGCUGCAAUAUGGCUCAGAGGCAUGGAGAUCUUAUCUCAAUACAUUGCAGGCACUGGUGACUAGGAGUCAGAAUGUACACGGUCAGUUAAGGAAACAGAUUGCUUCUGUCAAUUGGGAGCGCAAACGUUCACAAACGGCGAGUGGCGCUCGAUUGAGAGCGUUGAGAAGACGGUGGGCUCAACUUGUGUCUGAUAAUUAUCGUCUUGAAAGAGCUAUCAUGCAGCUUGAAAUACAGCUGCAGAAGGCAAGAGGUGAGGCUCCUUCUGAUGAUGGUGAUCAAGACGAUUUAGAAUCCGUCAAAAAUCUACCUGACAAACUCAAUUCAGAGACAGAAAAAGAAGUGCAAAAGAAGAUUGAGGAUAUGUUUGCCGAUUAG